This is a messenger RNA of Diceros bicornis minor, 4380 nucleotides long. It is a transcript of the gene TMC6, whose product is annotated as transmembrane channel like 6. The coding region runs from base 1675 to 4110 and encodes 811 amino acids. Gene Ontology annotation, cellular component: plasma membrane. Lineage: Eukaryota; Metazoa; Chordata; Mammalia; Perissodactyla; Rhinocerotidae. Gene Ontology annotation, molecular function: mechanosensitive monoatomic ion channel activity. The record is from RefSeq and is a predicted model, not a curated record. The transcript has 22 exons.
GGGGCGCGCUGUCCGGGGGUCGGGCCUCCCUCCCGGCGUGGGGCGGGGGCAGGCUGCGCCGGCGUCCGGCCCUGGCGCCUGCGGCUGCCGCCUUCCCGGCCCCGGGGGCCGCGCUGUGGCGGUUCCCAGCACCGAGCUGGGGUUGCUCCUGCGCCCUCACCCCGGGCCCGCGGCGUGGGGAGCGGGAGCCUGACCGGGGGGCCUGACGCACGCGGGGCUGCGGGGCGCAGGGCUCGGGCCCCUUAUCUGCCAGUCGCCAGUCGCCCCGGCUUGGCUCGGCGGGCGCGAUAGUGCUUAAUGGGUGCACUCCAUCACGUCGGGCUGAGUUAUUUCUCAACUUCCCGCCUCUGUCGUUGGCACCGAGGCCAAGGCCCGGGCCGAGCGCCUGGCCUGUAGUAAGCGCGCAGACAUCCGCUCCAUUCAUGACCUGCCCAGGCGAGGUGGCCAUUUCUCUGCCCUGGGAUCCCUUGGGAGCCCCCGUGCUCCUGCACUUCUUCCUGGCUCCCUCUCCGCCUUCUGUAGCGCCCGCUCACUUCAUAGCUGAGCUCCGAUGGCUUUUCUGCCUCCCUGCCUGGCUCCCCACCUGGCUUCCAAGCCUCUCCUCUAUGCCAGGCCCCUAGCUGGGUGCUGGUGCUGGGCACACAGUGGGCUCAGAGAGUGGGGGGAGGGGACACAGACCAGCAAACGGGUGGGUCAAUAGGAAGUGGCAAGCGCUCCAACAGCGUUCAAUCCGGGAGGGCUCCCCGGAGGAGGAGACCUUCAAGUUGGGCCUGGGGCCAUGCAAGUACAACUCAGCUGGGGCAUGGGUGUGCAGGGAGGGGGGCAUUGGGAGGAGAGGCUGGAGCUGAGCAGGCCUGGGUCUCCAUUCUGAGGCGCCCGGGCUAAGAUCCAGCCCGAGGUAACCCACCUGAGAACCACACUGACAGCUGCACAGGUCCUUCUCUGUCCAGUGUGCAGCCCAGGGCUCCUUCCCCUGGAGUGCAUUAGGGUUCUUCAUUCGCGCAUCCCAGCUUUGCCCACCUUUCUCCCCUCCAGGAGGGCCCUCUCCUUGCUUUCCACCUCGACUGCGCUCUCACCCUGCCUGCCUCUCAAGGCUCCUCCCUGCGCUCCUCCCGGCAGGAAUUUCCCCCCACCGCUGUCCAAGUCUCGCCCAUUUUCUCAAACCCCGGAGCUCUCCCCUGGCCUCCUCUCGGCUUCCUCAGUCAGGGUUCUGGGUAGAGCUCCAGGUGGACAGGACUCAGGCCCUGGCGGAUGCCACUCUGGAGGCUGAUUAACCUCUCAGCCUCAGUUUCCUCAACUGUGAGGUAGGACAUCAGUGCCCGCCUCCGUCGCUUCUGGGGAAUAGCAGAGAAAACAGCACUGGGGACAGUCACAGUGUCAGUCUUUCCAGAGCUCGUCCCCUCCUCCCUUCCUCCCCACCUCGCACACAGGAAGUGCCCUGAACUCUCGCCCGAUAAACGCAGAAACCACGCCCACAUCGGGAGCAGGGAGACGGUACUGAAGCCCAGACCAUAGUUCCUGGCAGCUCUUCCUGGGGGACAGGUGAGCCACUCGUGGGCGCGCAGGGCCCCUCCUCUCCGGCACCUUCCAGAUGGGCGACGGGAGGCCUGGGAGGCUGUGCCCUGGCUCUGAGCUGCCCUAGGUCUGCACACUGGCUGGGCGGGGGCCACAGACAUGGCCCAGACGCCAGCCUUUAUCUUCAACGUCCCUGAGACCCCAGAGGACCAGGGGAGCCAGGAGCCCAGCCCCUAUGAUGAGAGCGAAGUGCACCACUCCUUCCACCAGCUCAUUCAGGAGCAGAGCCAGUGGGCGGCUGAGGAGGGCCUGGAGCUACAGCAGAGGGUGCCGGAGGCUGACACCCUGGGGGCCUCAGGCAGUGGCCACCAGGCCUUCCUGGGGCCCGAGGGUGUCCCUGACUACAGCACGGCCACACUCCGCAUCUUGGCCAGCAUGCCCAGUCGCACCAUUGGCCGCAGCCGUGGUGCCAUCCUGUCCCAGUACUACAACCGCACGGUGAGGCUGCGGCGCAGGAGCAGCCGGCCCCAGCUCAGGGGCGUGGGGCGCUCGGCCCGGCCCAGCCUCCGCCUGUACGACCUGGAGCUGGACCCCAUGGCCUUCCAGGAGGAGGAGAAGCGGAUCCUCCUGGUGAAGGAGCUUCAGGGCCUGACCGUGGCCCAGCGGGACCACAUGCUCCGGGGCAUGCCUUUGAGCCUGGCCGAGAAACGCUCCCUGCGAGAGGACAGCUGGAUCCAGAAGGGGAAGCAGAGGGGCCCACAGGGCCGUCGUGGGCUCUUCUCCUGUUGCAGCCGGCUCCGCUACGCCUGUGUCCUGGCCUUGCACAACCUGGGGCUCGUGCUGCUCUCAGGGCUGCAGGCCCUGACGCCGUGGCGCUACGCCCUGAAGCAGAUCGGCGGCCAGUUCGGCUCUAGCGUGCUCUCCUACUUCCUCUUCCUCAAGACCCUGCUGGCCUUCAACGCCCUCCUGCUGCUGCCGUUGCUGGCCUUCAUUGUGGGCGUGCAGGCUGCCUUCCCGCCGGCCCCCUCGGGCUCCGUGCCCGCCUUCACAGGCCUGGAGCUCCUCACAGGCGGGGGCAGCUUCUCCCACACCGUCAUGUACUACGGCUACUACAGUAAUGCGACGCUGAACCAGCCGUGUUCCCCCCCACUGGAUGGCGGCCAGUGCACCCCUGAGGCAGGUGGCCUGCCCUACAACAUGCCCCUGGCUUACCUCUUCACCAUGGGCGUGGCCUUCUUUAUCACCUGCAUCACCCUGGUGUACAGCAUGUCUCACUCUUUUGGGGAGAGCUACCGGGUGGGCAGCACCUCGGGGGUCCAUGCCAUCACCGUUUUCUGCUCCUGGGACUACAAGGUGACUCAGAAGUGGCCCUCCCGCCUCCAGCAGGACAACAUCCGAACCCAGCUGAAGGAGCUGCUGGCCGAGUGGCAGCUGCAGCAGGGUCCCCAGAGCGUGUGGGGGCGGCUGCGGCAGGUGGCCGUGCUGGGGCUUGUGUGGCUUCUGUGCCUGGGGACCACGCUGGGCUGCACCAUGGCCGUCUACGCCUUCUCUGAGCUCAUGAUCAAGAGCCCAGUGUCUGCUGAGCGGGAGUGGGAGCUGCUAGCCCUGCCCCUGGUGGUCUGCCUCCUCAACCUGGGGGCCCCCUACCUGUACCGUUGCCUGGCUGCCCUGGAGCGGCACGACUCCCCGAUGCUGGAGGUAUACGUGGCCAUCUGCAGGAACCUCAUCCUAAAGAUGGUCAUCCUGGCGAUUCUUUGCUACCACUGGCUGGGCCGCAGGGUGGGCGCCCUGAAGGACCAGUGCUGGGAGAACUUCGUGGGUCAGGAGCUGUACCGGCUCAUGGUGAUGGACUUCAUCUUCAUGCUGCUGGACACGCUUUUCGGGGAGCUGGUGUGGAGGCUCAUCUCUGAGAGGAAGCUUAAGAGGAAGGGGAAGCCAGAGUUCGACAUUGCCCGGAAUGUUCUGGAGCUGAUUUACGGGCAGACCCUGACCUGGCUGGGGGUCCUGUUCGCGCCCCUCCUCCCUGCCAUGCAGAUCGUGAAGCUGCUGUUCCUCUUCUACGUUAAGAAGACGAGCCUGGUGGCCAACUGCCGGGCGCCCCGCAGGCCCUGGCUGGCUUCCCACAUGAGUACCGUCUUCAUCUCUCUGCUCUGCUUCCCCUCCUUCCUGGGCGCUGCCAUCUUCCUCUGCUACGCCAUCUGGCAGGUGAAGCCCUCGAGCAUCUGCGGCCCCUUCCGGACUCUGAACACCAUGUAUGAGGCGGGCAAGGUGUGGGUGCGCCACCUGGAGAAGGCAGGCCCCAAGGUCUCCUGGCUGCCCUGGAUCCACCGGUACCUGGUGGAGAACACCUUCCCCAUCUACCUGGUGUCUGCGGUGCUGCUGGCGGUGAUCUACCUCAACAUCCAGGUGGUGAAGGGCCAGCGGAAGGUCAUCUGCCUCCUCAGGGAGCAGAUCAGCAACGAGGGGGAAGACAAAAUCUUCUUAAUCAACAAGCUUCACUCUGUCUACGAGAGGAAGGAGAGGAGCAGGGUUGGCAGAGCCCACGAGGCCGAGACGCCCCCAACCCUGCUUGCAGAUGAGCAGGAUGCCCGGUAGGACAGCGACAGGCCUGGCAGCCGGGUGUCUGCUCAUAGCUUGGCCUGCACCCUGUGUCACCCUCCACCCCCACGGCCCUGCAGGCACAGAUGCGAGCCCAAGACCACACUGGCCCCCUCUGGGUGACCCCGCUGGGACACAGGGAGGGUGAUGGGACUGCAGCUCAUCUGAGGCUGGAGCUAGAGGUGGGCGAGUGGGGCUGGGGGACCCCAGUGGACCUUGCCCUGCCUGGACUCUAUUUAUUCUGAUUAAACAUGUUUUCCGAAAUGG